Molecule: messenger RNA, 705 nt
Organism: Fraxinus pennsylvanica
Lineage: Eukaryota; Viridiplantae; Streptophyta; Magnoliopsida; Lamiales; Oleaceae
Source: the annotation of a GenBank genome assembly
AUGUAUGCACCUCUGGGUUAUUUGUUCGAGAGCAUUAAGUCAUGGAACUCUCCCAACAGCAAUGGCAUUAGAAUUGAGCUACGCAGAGAUUUCCUUCCGGAUCAUAUUCUCGCAGUAUUUACAAUACCAACUGUCUGGAAUAUUCUUGGACGAGAAACACAAUCUGUAAGAGGAACCAAGAAUGAAAAGCAUGUCAACAUCAGCCUCACCAGCAUCAUCCUCAUAAAUGCUCAAACCAAGUUUAAGCAUUCAGUGAAUCUAUUGCCAAAGGUGUUUGGCUCCUCAAGGCUGAAUCCAGAAUUAAUCACCAAUUUGACGGCUAAAAUUUAUGUUCCUUGUGCUGGUGGUGGUGGUGAUAUUGAUCUUGGACAGGACGGCGAUGGUGGUGGAUACAGUGGUAAUGGAGGUUGGGGUCAUGGUGGUGACACGAAUGAAUCCAAGUCUUCAUGGGAUGGUUUUGGACCAAUUGGGGCUUUUAUAAAUGGGCAUGUCAACAUCAGCCUCACCAGCAUCAUCCUCAUAAAUGCUCAAACCAAGUUUAAGCAUUCAAUGAAUCCACUGCCAAAGGUGUCUGGUUCCUCAAGGCUGAAUCCAGAAAGUGCAGUCUCGAACAGCAACAGAACCAAGUCCUCUAAAGACUUGUCGUUCUUGUCGACAUCAACGAGAUUGGGAAUCCUUUUAAGGGUGGUUGCCCCUCUCUGUUAA